AUGUCGAGCGCAGAAAUUAACCAAGUGCUCGCCAACUCGCUGUCGCCCGAUGCGGCGCUGCGAAGUGCAGCCGAGCAACAGCUCACCCAAGCUGCCGAGAGCAACUUUUCACAUGCUCACCGCUCUCGACAGCCGCUCUACCUCGCGACCCUCGUCCAGGAACUCGCCAACGAACAGGCGCAGGGUUCCAUCCGAGCCGCCGCCGGUAUCGCCCUCAAGAACGCCUUCACAACCAGAGAUUUUGCCCGUCAUCAGGAGCUUCAGGCCAAGUGGCUCCAGCAAACAGACAAUGACACCAAGAACCGUGUCAAGGAGUUGACCCUCCAGACACUCGCCUCCCCCAACGCCCAAGCCGGCAACGCCGCCGCCCAGGUCAUCUCUUCCAUCGCCGCCAUCGAGCUGCCCCGAAACCAAUGGCCAGAGCUCAUGACUGCGCUCGUCAAGAACAUUAGCGAGGGCGCUGACCACCAAAAACAAUCCUCUCUCACCACCAUCGGUUACAUCUGUGAAAGCCAAGAUCAGGACCUCCGCCUCUCCCUCGGCCAACACUCCAAUGCCAUCCUCACUGCCGUCGUCCAGGGCGCCCGCAAGGAAGAGGCCAACCAAGAAGUCCGUCUCGCCGCCAUCACCGCCCUUAGCGACUCCCUCGAAUUCGUCCACAACAACUUCAAGCACGAAGGCGAACGAAACUACAUCAUGCAGGUCGUCUGCGAGGCCACCCAGGCCCCCGACUCUCGCAUCCAGCAGGGUGCCUUUGGCUGUCUUAACAGAAUCAUGGCUCUCUACUACGAGAAUAUGCGCUUCUACAUGGAGAAGGCCCUCUUCGGCCUCACCAUUCUUGGCAUGAAGUCUGACGAUGAAGAUGUUGCCAAGCUUGCUGUCGAGUUCUGGAGCACCGUCUGUGAGGAGGAGAUCUCCAUCGAGGAUGAUAACGCCCAGGUCGACAGCUCCGAACAGGCUCGUCCCUUCUACAACUUUGCUCGGGUUGCCGCUCCCGAGGUCAUCCCCGUCCUCCUCCAGCUCCUGACCAAGCAAGACGAGGACGCUACCGACGAUGAAUACAACCUGUCCAGGGCCGCCUAUCAGUGUCUACAGCUGUACUCCCAGGCCGUCGGCGCUACGAUCAUCACCCCUGUGCUACAGUUUGUCGAGGCCAACCUCCGUGCUGAAGACUGGCAUCACCGUGAUGCGGCUGUCUCCGCCUUUGGUGCCAUCAUGGAAGGCCCUGAUGAGAAGGUCCUUGACCCCAUUGUCAAGCAGGCGCUUCCCAUUCUCAUCACAAUGAUGGACGAUCAGUCCCUUCAAGUCCGUGACUCAACAGCUUACGCCCUGGGUCGUGUUACCGAAGCUUGUUCGGAGGCUAUUGACCCCCAGCAACACCUGCCCACUCUCAUCGAGUCUCUGUUCAAGGGUCUUCUAGGAAACGCGAAGAUGGCUCCCUCCUGUUGCUGGGCUCUCAUGAACCUAGCUGAGCGCUUCGCCGGCGACUUUGGUGUCUCUUCCAACCCCAUUACUCCUCACUUCAACAACGCCGUCAGCUCGCUCCUUGACAUGACUGCCCGCACCGAUGCUGAGACUGCUGUGCGCACCGCUGCCUACGAAGUCCUCAACGUCUUUGUCCAAAAUUCUGCCACAGACAGUAUGCAGGCUAUUGCUUCGCUCUCUGACGUCAUUAUCAAGCGUCUCGAGGAGACUGUUCCCCUGCAGCAGCAGGUCGUCAGUGUCGAGGACAAGAUUACUCUAGAGGAAAUGCAGAACAGCCUCUGCACCGUUCUUCAGGCUAUAGUGGCCCGUCUGGAGAAGGAAAUUGCUCCUCUAGGCGACCGGAUCAUGCAGGCUCUCCUUCAAAUCCUUAGCACAGUUGGUGCUAAGUCCAGUGUCCCCGAGGCCGUCUUUGCCGUCAUCAGCGCUCUCUCCACUGCCAUUGAAGAGGACUUUGUCAAGUACAUGGAGGCAUUCUCCCCCUUCCUCUACAACGCUCUCGGCAACCAAGAAGAGGCAAGUCUCUGCUCCAUGGCUAUCGGCCUGGUCAGCGACAUUACCCGAUCCUUGGGCGAACAGAGCCAGCCGUACUGCGAUAACUUCAUGAACUACCUUCUCAACAACCUGAGAAGCCAAACGCUUGGCAACCAGUUCAAGCCCGCUAUUCUCCAAUGCUUUGGCGACAUUGCCUCUGCCAUCACUGGCCACUUUGAGACUUAUUUGUCCGUAGUAGCCCAGGUCCUUGAGCAGGCCGCUACCGUAACGGCCACCCCUGACGGCCCCUACGAGAUGUUUGACUACGUCAUUUCCCUCCGUGAGGGCAUCACUGAUGCUUGGGGCGGCAUCAUUGGCGCUAUGAAAUCGAGCAACAAGACCCAAAUUCUCCAGCAAUACGUGCCCACUAUCUUCCAGCUUCUUGGUGUGAUUGCUAGUGACUCUACCAAGAGCGAAGGCCUGCUGCGCUCAUGCAUGGGCGUUAUUGGUGAUCUUGCCGACGCCUACCCCAACGGCGAGCUUGUGGACGCUUUCCGUCAGAGCUGGCUCACCACCAUGAUCAAGGAGACCAAGACGAACCGCGACUUCUCCCCGCGCACCAUCGAGACUGCUCGUUGGGCCCGUGAGCAAGUCAAGCGCCAGCUGGGUGGUAGCCAGAACGUCAUGUCGUCUUAA
Cordyceps fumosorosea ARSEF 2679 is the source of this 2652-nucleotide messenger RNA. Its product is annotated as importin beta-1 subunit. The coding region runs from base 1 to 2652 and encodes 883 amino acids. NCBI's taxonomy places the organism in Eukaryota, Fungi, Ascomycota, Sordariomycetes, Hypocreales, Cordycipitaceae. Gene Ontology annotation, biological process: protein import into nucleus. The record is from RefSeq and is a predicted model, not a curated record. The transcript is spliced from 6 exons. Gene Ontology annotation, molecular function: nuclear import signal receptor activity; small GTPase binding. Gene Ontology annotation, cellular component: cytoplasm; nucleus.